Microthlaspi erraticum is the source of this 291-nucleotide messenger RNA. The record is from the annotation of a GenBank genome assembly. NCBI's taxonomy places the organism in Eukaryota, Viridiplantae, Streptophyta, Magnoliopsida, Brassicales, Brassicaceae.
AUGGAGCUGACCAAAUUCGAUCUAAAGCCGUGCUCGACACCGCUAACCGGUUUCGCAGGAGAUACAACUAUAACGAUUGGAACGAUCAUGCUCUCCGUGUGCGUCGGACAGGUAACCACGAUGGUGAACUUCUUGGUCGUCGACGAACCAGCCAUCUACAAUAUUAUACUCGGAGGACCAUGGCUAUACGCGAUGAGAGCAAUACCGUCACCAAUGCCUGAAAUUACCAGGACCCGAAGGAGUCAUCACGAUCAGAGGAAAUCAACGAGUCACACGAACAUGCUUCAUUGA